Messenger RNA from Callithrix jacchus (white-tufted-ear marmoset), 2562 nucleotides. RefSeq names its product protein kinase C zeta (gene PRKCZ). Gene Ontology annotation, molecular function: protein serine/threonine kinase activity; ATP binding; protein binding. NCBI's taxonomy places the organism in Eukaryota, Metazoa, Chordata, Mammalia, Primates, Cebidae. The record is from RefSeq and is a predicted model, not a curated record. Gene Ontology annotation, biological process: protein phosphorylation.
CCUUCCCCGCGCGUCCCACGCGCCCUGCGCGCAACCCCAGCCCCGCGCGCCGCCGGAGUUCCGCGUGGUUGGCCCGCCCGGCGCCGUCGGUCCCCCUGCGCACUGUCUUCCGCGUUCCGCCGCGGCCCCUCCGGGCGCCCCCGCCCCGCCGCCCGGGCCCCGCGCCAUGGCCGGAGCUCCCGGGGCGCCGCGCUGACGGCGGCCGGCGGAGCGCGCCAUGCCAAGCAGGACCGGCCCCAAGAUGGACGGGAGCAGCGGCCGCGUCCGCCUCAAGGCGCACUACGGAGGGGACAUCUUCAUCACCAGUGUGGAUGCCGCCACCACCUUCGAGGAGCUCUGUGAGGAAGUGAGAGACAUGUGCCGCCUGCACCAGGAGCACCCACUCACCCUCAAGUGGGUGGACAGCGAAGGUGACCCUUGCACGGUGUCCUCCCAGAUGGAGCUGGAGGAGGCUUUCCGCCUGGCCCGUCAGCACAGGGACGAAGGCCUCAUCAUCCACGUGUUCCCGAGCACCCCCGAGCAGCCAGGCAUGCCGUGUCCGGGAGAAGACAAAUCCAUCUACCGCCGGGGAGCCAGAAGAUGGAGAAAACUGUACCGUGCCAACGGCCAUCUCUUCCAAGCCAAGCGCUUUAACAGGAGAGCGUACUGUGGCCAGUGCAGUGAGAGGAUAUGGGGCCUCGCGAAGCAAGGCUACAGGUGCAUCAACUGCAAACUGCUGGUCCAUAAGCGCUGCCACGGCCUCGUCCCGCUGACCUGCAGGAGGCAUAUGGAUUCUGUCAUGCCUUCCCAAGAACCUCCAGUAGACGACAAGAACGAGGACACCGACCUUCCUUCUGAGGAGACAGAUGGAAUUGCUUACAUUUCCUCAUCCCGGAAACAUGACAGCAUUAAAGACGACUCCGAGGACCUUAAGCCAGUUAUUGAUGGGAUGGAUGGAAUCAAAAUUUCUCAGGGGCUUGGGCUGCAGGACUUCGACCUAAUCAGAGUCAUCGGGCGCGGGAGUUACGCCAAGGUUCUCCUGGUGCGGUUGAAGAAGAACGACCAAAUUUACGCCAUGAAAGUGGUGAAGAAAGAGCUGGUGCACGAUGACGAGAAUGUUUUCCUCAUCCCAAAAGAAGACCCUCUUCCCACUGCCCGCUUCCGCUCUUCGUCAGCUCCUGUGGCCUCCGAUCAGCCUUCUGCCUCUGCAGACGUCCCACUUCUGCGAAAUUUACAGAAUGGAGUCUCUGUGAGCUUGGUGUCUGGCUUCUUCAGGGGCCGUCCGCAUGGCCGCCCGCCUCAGGAUAUUGACUGGGUACAGACAGAGAAGCACGUGUUUGAACAAGCAUCCAGCAACCCCUUCCUGGUUGGGCUACACUCCUGCUUCCAGACCACAAGUCGGCUGUUCCUGGUCAUUGAGUACGUCAACGGCGGGGACCUGAUGUUCCACAUGCAGAGGCAGAGGAAGCUCCCCGAGGAGCACGCCAGGUUUUACGCAGCUGAGAUCUGCAUUGCCCUCAACUUCCUGCACGAGAGGGGGAUCAUCUAUCGGGACCUGAAGUUGGACAACGUCCUCCUGGAUGCGGACGGGCACAUCAAGCUCACAGACUACGGCAUGUGCAAGGAAGGCCUGGGCCCUGGAGACACGACGAGCACUUUCUGCGGAACCCCAAAUUACAUCGCCCCCGAAAUCCUGCGGGGAGAGGAGUACGGGUUCAGCGUGGACUGGUGGGCGCUGGGCGUCCUCAUGUUCGAGAUGAUGGCUGGGCGCUCCCCGUUCGACAUCAUCACUGACAACCCAGACAUGAACACAGAGGACUACCUUUUCCAAGUGAUCCUGGAGAAGCCCAUCCGGAUUCCCCGGUUCCUCUCCGUCAAAGCCUCCCACGUUUUAAAAGGAUUUUUAAAUAAGGAUCCCAAAGAGAGACUCGGCUGCCGGCCACAGACUGGAUUCUCUGACAUUAAGUCCCACGCGUUCUUCCGCAGCAUAGACUGGGACUUGCUGGAGAAGAAGCAGGCGCUCCCUCCAUUCCAGCCACAGAUCACAGACGACUAUGGUCUGGACAAUUUUGACACCCAGUUCACCAGUGAGCCCGUGCAGCUGACCCCGGAUGACGAGGACACCAUAAAGAGGAUUGACCAGUCGGAGUUCGAAGGCUUCGAGUACAUCAACCCGCUACUGCUGUCCACGGAGGAGUCCGUGUGAGGCUGCGGGCAUCUCUGUUGUGGACACGCGGGAUUGACCCUUUAACUGUAUCCUUCACCACCGCAUAUGCAUGCCAGGCUGGGCACGGCUCCAAGGGCAGCUGGGGAUGGACGCUCGCGCCGAGACUGCGGAGGAAGUCGCAAGCGCUGCUGGAGCGGAACGGCCCUUCGUGCCUGGGCCCAGCAGACCAGCUCCGCGCCAGAGGAACUUGCUGCUGCGCCUGCGUCACAGCGGACCGUGGGACCCUGCCGAGGGGCUGUCGUGCAGUUCCGGAGGUGCACAUCUUCCACAGAAACACAACUCCGUGCACUGAUCUGCUGCGCCAGGAAAGCGAGCGUGUAGCGUCCUGAGGAAUAAAAUGUUCCGAUGAUGUCGAA